AUGGCCAUCGACAUGAAUAUCUACAAGUUGUUGGUUAUUAGAGAUUCAGAUCUUUUGAUUCAUCAAGUUCAAGGAGAAUGGGUUGUAAAGAACCCAAAGAUUAUACCUUAUGUACAGUAUGUACAGAAGUUGUGCAAAAGAUUCUGUAAGAUCGAGUUCAGACAUACCCCCAAAAUACAGAAUGAAUUGGCCGAUGCUCUUUCCACCAUCGCUUCGAUGAUUAAAUAUUCGGAUACAUAUUAUAUUGAUCCUCUAGAUAUAGAGUUGAAAGAACAUCCAGUCCAUUGUUCCCAUGUUGAAGCACUUACAGACGGUUUGGCUUGGUAUUUUGAUAUAAAGAAGUAUUUGGAAUUUGGAACUUAUCCCGAAGAUGUUACGUCCAAUCAAAAGAAGUCGAUAAGCCGUGUGGCUCUCAAUUUCUUUCUAAGUGGAGAAGUCCUUUAUAGGAUGACUCCAUAUUUGGGUCUUCUAAGAUAUGUUGAUGUUGUUGAAGAUGUGAAGCUUAUUGAACAAAUACAUGUUGGAGUCUGUGGUACGCAUAUGCACGGUCUCACUUUGGCAAGAAAGAUCCUACGAGCCGUGUAUUUAUGGAUGACUAUGGAGAAUGAUUGUUGUAAGUUUGUGAAAAAGUGCCACAAAUGUCAAGUGCACGACGAUUUGAUCCGAGUGCCACCUUACGAACUUAAUGUUAUGAGUUCACCUUGGCCAUUUGUAGCUUGGGAUAUGGAUGACGUCGGUCCGAUAGAGCCAACCAUUUCUAAAGGACAUAGAUUCAUUUUAGUUGCCAUUGAUUAUUUCACUAAGUGGGUGGAGGCAGUUUCUUACAAGUCGGUAACCAAGAAAGUGGUGGCUGAUUUUGUUCGCAGCAAUCUGAUAUGUAGAUUUGGAGUGCCAGAAUCCAUCAUUACUGAUAAUGGGGCAAAUCUCAACAGUCACUUUAUGAGAGAGAUAUGUGAGCAAUUUAAGAUUACUCAUCGAAAUUCAACUGCUUAUCGUCCACAAAUGAACGGAGCAAUAGAGGCCGCCAAUAAGAAUAUCAAGAAGAUUUUGAGGAAAAUGAUUGACAAGCUUCGAGGUUGGCAUGAGAUUUUACCAUAUGCUUUAUUGGGAUACCGCACAACUGUUAGAACAUCAAUUGGGGCCACUCCAUAUUUGCUGGUAUAUGGAACAAAAGUAGUCAUACCCGCUGAAGUUGAGAUAACGUCUUUGAGAAUCAUCCAAGAAGCUGAAUUAAGUAACGCUGAAUAG
This is a messenger RNA of Solanum lycopersicum (tomato), 1248 nucleotides long. NCBI's taxonomy places the organism in Eukaryota, Viridiplantae, Streptophyta, Magnoliopsida, Solanales, Solanaceae. The record is from RefSeq and is a predicted model, not a curated record.